CACGGAAAUACUUCGAUGCAGCUAAAAGUUACUAUUUCGUGGUGGAGUGGUUGUCCAUCAGGAACACGAACUAGAUUUAAAGUGAACGCUCUCUGCCCCAAUUGAGUUCUACAGUCUUCACACCCACCUCAUCAUAUGGGCUUACCUGCUGUAUAGAAUGUUUCUUGUUAUGCAACAAAGAUGUGAAGCCUGCUGAUGUUGGCAAAUGGACCCAGAUGGAUUCUUCUAGGAGGGAUGGCAAUUCAGGCAUGAGGCGGUCUGUGAAGGCCCAUCUGCUUGCGUCGCAGGAGCUGUUGGUGGAGUCCCUGUAUAACUUGUCUCCGCUCCUGGACCGCCUACUGGCCAGCCGUAUCCUGUCCCAUGACAACUACUAUGAGGUCCGGGCAGAGACCACGCCCCCCAACAGAGCUCGCAGGCUAUUGGAGGUUCUGCACGGCCAGAUGGACGAGGGCGGAGCCUGCUGCUUCCUGGAGUGUCUGAAGAGGUGCAAGCAGCACUACCCUCGCCUACGCACAUGGCUUGCUGAGGACAUAGCUAUCCAGCGUGGACCAACAGAGUGUGAGCUCCAGGCCCAGUUGAGUGUGCUGUGUGCCAGGCUGGGCCACAGUGUGCUGCCCGUGUCCCUGGCCCUCUUCUCGGCGGGCACGCUCACCCAGUACGAGCUGGAGCUGGUGCAGGCGGCACCCACCCUCUACCAGCAGGCCCACGCGCUGCUCUCUGCCUGCCUGUCCAAGGGGGAGACAGCCUGCCGCGCCUUCUACUCUGCCCUGGAGACCGAGGACGAGACUCUGGCUCACGACAUCAGGGCUGGUGGUUCAGCAGAAGUCCCUCCUGAUCUGUCAGUGGAUAGUGAGUCAUCUGAGAUGAGCUUCCCAAUAGCUGUGGAGGAGACCCGCCCUGGUACUCAAGUGGAAUCUGCUGAAACUCAGACACAGUCUGGAGGAGGCAUCUUGCAGGAGGUCCUGGGUCAGCUGGGUGUUGUGAAGGGUCAGGGGGAGGCUAGCAGGCUAGAUGUGUGUGAGCUGGGUGCGAUGCUGGGGCUGCCGCGCUGGUCGGUACGGGGGGCCCUGCUGGAGGAGGUGGGGGUGACGGACGAGGCCCAGGUGGGGGCGCUGGUGGAGCUGUUCCUCCAGAAGACCCAGGAUGCACCACUCCUACUCAGCCGAGUGCGUCAGUGUAACAUCCAGAGAGCCCAGCUGUCUGAGAGAGGAUGCCUGUUGCUCAAGCUGCUGCAGGAAGGGGAAUCACUGCUACACCACAGAGGCUUCCUGCAGCUGGCCAGGAGCCAAGAUGGCGCCCAGGGGCACACAGCAACACUGGGGACCAAGAGUCAAGAUGGCAUCCAGGGACACACAGCAACACUGGACACCAAGAGCCAAGAUGGCGCCCAGGGACACACAGCAACACUGGACACCAAGAGCCAAGAUGGCGCCCAGGGACACACAGCAACACUGGACACCAAGAGCCAAGAUGGUGCCCAGGGACACACAGCGACACUGGGGACCAAGAGCCAAGAUGGUGGUCAAGCUCACAUAGGAAGACAACAGACCAGGAUCCAAGAUGGCAUCCAAGCUCACAUAGCAACACUGCAGACCAGGAUCCAAGAUGGCGCCCAGGGACACAGAGCCGCCCUGGAGACCAUCUUCAGUUUCCUGCUGUGGGACUGCAUGGCACAGACGCUGGAGGUGCCUGCGUACGAGUCCGUCACGGGCAGGGGCGUGCUGGCGUGUGUGGCAGAGUUGCGUGCGAGCGAGGCGGUGGAUCGCUCCCUUCUGCAGGAACUGGAGGAGUGCUGGCAGGAUGGAGGGCUGGAGGCACUCACACAGGCAGUACGAGUGCUGGCUCAGAUAGUGCGAGACCUGUACCCUCUACGGGACAGCUUCCGCCUCUCUUCUUCCCCAGUAGGACGGACGUACAUCUGCCACCCUCGCCGGCUCCACAGGGUCACUCGCUUCCCAGGGCUGCCCGCUCGAGUCAUCCGCAGGGCAGCCGCCGGUUGCAACACUCUCUCCCUCUCCCUCCCCACCACCACCACUGGAGAUGCCCAGGGUACCCGCUCCCUGGGAAGGCUGUACGGAGAGGUGUGCGCGAGAGCGCAACGAUUGCUGCGUCUCGUGUGUCCUGCUGCAGGGGAUGUCGUCGUCACCGAGCCUCAUGACACCACAGAUGUCGCCAAGGUCACCCAGCGUCUCAAGGUCUCCUUCACUCUGGAGGCGGCCUUCAGCUCGGAGCGGUUUGACGCUGGGAUGAGGCACCGGCUGCUGGGCCUGCUGGCGUACGCACCUGCCCAGACUCAUAUGCAGGCGUCUCUGAUGGAGCUGCACCUGGACACACUGGCGUCCCUGGAGCGCUACCUGCAGCCAGGUGAGCACCACGCCUUCCGCUUCCACCUGGAGUCCGUGAGCACGCUCGGAGACAGAGACGUCGGCCAGCUGUGCUACAUGGAGCUUACCCGCGGCCCCAUCGCCCUCGACAACGCCAUGGAGGAGGUGUACUGCUUUGUGACGUCACUGGCACCGCCAGAUGCGGUCACCUCGUUUUUGGUCAGGGUCUGUUGCCGUGGUUACACCGACGGCGAGGAGCGCCGGUUCGAGGUGCGCAAGCCGCAGUGUGUCCGUCUGUCUUCGCAAGACUGGUCAAACCUAGAGGGCGUUGUUCCAGGGCACUUGGACGGUGUGGUGGUGUUGGCAGAGGAGGGGGGCAGUGUGUGGGUCAGGGAG
Engraulis encrasicolus (European anchovy) is the source of this 2720-nucleotide messenger RNA. RefSeq lists its product as uncharacterized. The annotation marks the transcript as partial. NCBI's taxonomy places the organism in Eukaryota, Metazoa, Chordata, Actinopteri, Clupeiformes, Engraulidae. The transcript is spliced from 11 exons. Gene Ontology annotation, biological process: regulation of apoptotic process. The record is from RefSeq and is a predicted model, not a curated record.